CUCAACACUAGUCUUAUAGUUUUUUCACACUAUGAAUGGUGCUGGAGGCAACUCUACUCGGCUUUUGUUUGACGACGACGACUACCCCGGAUCACCAAUGGGCAGCAUUGUGUUUGCAGUGAUAACGCUCGCAGUUAUUCUUGUCCUGUUCAAGAUUCUCUACGAGCGGUGUGUGACGCCGCUGUCGGCUGUGCCUGGACAAAUCGUUCACUCGAUAACCAGCAUUCCGAUGCGGUACCAUAUGAUACGAGGCGACUUGCCAGAGUUUUUGCUGAAGCUGCACCAGAAGUUUGGACCGAUAGUACGGAUUUCACCUCAGCGCGUAUCGGUUGCCGACCCGGACAUUAUCAGGCAUGUUCUUGGCUCGCACACGUUCAGGAAGACGCCCAGCUAUGAGAUGCCCGAGGGGAUUGAAGCCAAUGCAUUUUCGACACAAUCUCCGGAGCUCAGCACGCAUAGGCGCAGACAGAUAGGGGCCGCUUUUUCGCACCGCAACUUGACUGGCAUGCAGGACAAGAUUUUCGAAGCGACAGUUCUGUCCGUGCGGGAGAAGCUUGAUGCCAAGUUGGCUGAAGCGGCUGACAACAAGGGGCAGGUUGUGGUAAACAUCUACUCGUGGUUCUCGCUGAUUUCGCUCGAUACCAUUGGGAUAUUGGCGUUCGGACGCAAUUUCCAUGCGUUAAAGAACGAGAUGCAUGAGCUAGUUCCACUGCUGAACCGUGUGCGGGUCCUCAGCUAUGUUACCAUGGCGUUUCCGUGGCUGAAGCAGAUCCCGAGGCUGGUUGGGUGGAGGCUGACGACCAUUUCAAAGGUUCUCGAUUUUGCCCAUAGUGCGGUUAUCGAGAGACGUGCACAAGAGCAGAUUCCAGUUCCCGAUAUCCUGCAGCACCUGAUUAACGCUGGAACAGUUCCAGGAGACCAGUGCCAGCCGAUGAGCGAUUCCCAGAUCGCCUCUGAAAACCUUGUGCAGCUGCUGGCAGGGGUUGACACUACUUCUUCGGGGCUGACGUGGACUUUGAUGCUACUGUUAUAUAAUCCGCACAUUCUGAGACGAGUCGUCAGUGAGCUGCGCAGCGAGUUUCCGCAGGACCACGUCAUUUCCUUCUCCGACUGUCGCCAGCAGCUGCCAUAUCUGACAUCGGUCAUUACUGAAUCGCUCCGCAUUAUGCCACCAGCGCCUGGCAUGCUACCGCGUCUGGCACCUGCUGACGGCGUGCGGCUAGGCGGAUAUUUUCUGCCGGCUGGUACAUGGAUCUGCUGCGCUAUUGGGGCGCUGCACAUGAACCCGUCUGUGUUCCCGCAGCCGAGUGCAUUUGAUCCUGAGCGGUUUUUGGGCGAGAAGAAGCCUGCGAAUAUGCUGGCGUUCUCGACUGGCGUGCGGGCGUGCAUUGGCAAGAACCUGGCGCUAGUCGAGCUGCAUGUGGUGCUGAGCAACCUGCUGCUGCGAUAUAAUGUGAGGAUUGCAAAAUCGGAGGUCAGCAGCCGACAGCAGGAUGGUGAGUCGGAGGUUUUGGCUGGAAGGGUGCCCGACAUUCCGCACAAGACGCAUAUGACCAUGAACCCGACACGGCCAGAGCGCGACUGUCUGGUGGUACUUUCGCACAUAUAAAGUUAAUUAGGAGUAAAGACGCAAAAAUAACAGUAACAAAUU
This is a messenger RNA of Linderina pennispora, 1651 nucleotides long. Its product is annotated as cytochrome P450. Gene Ontology annotation, molecular function: iron ion binding; oxidoreductase activity, acting on paired donors, with incorporation or reduction of molecular oxygen; heme binding. The transcript has a single exon. The record is from RefSeq and is a predicted model, not a curated record. Lineage: Eukaryota; Fungi; Kickxellomycota; Kickxellomycetes; Kickxellales; Kickxellaceae. The coding region runs from base 32 to 1609 and encodes 525 amino acids.